This is a messenger RNA of Fulmarus glacialis (Northern fulmar), 1219 nucleotides long. It is a transcript of the gene PTP4A2, whose product is annotated as protein tyrosine phosphatase type IVA, member 2. Gene Ontology annotation, biological process: positive regulation of cell migration; protein dephosphorylation. Gene Ontology annotation, molecular function: protein tyrosine phosphatase activity. The coding region runs from base 584 to 1087 and encodes 167 amino acids. Gene Ontology annotation, cellular component: nucleus. NCBI's taxonomy places the organism in Eukaryota, Metazoa, Chordata, Aves, Procellariiformes, Procellariidae. The record is from RefSeq and is a predicted model, not a curated record. The transcript is spliced from 5 exons.
GUGUUCUGUUGGAAUAUACGUCGCACAUUUAUGGCGAUUCUGAGUGUGAGGGCAGACUUCUGCCAGGCCCAGCACAGCAUCCUGGCUGACAAGUGAGCUGAGUGCAGGGGGUUCUACGUGCCAUAAUUACUUUGCCUUGAAGACUCCAGACACAGCGAACACACUCAAAUAUAUGGGAUAUCUUCUGCACAUUGGAAGCAUAUUCCUUUUACUGACUCUAGCAAAACUAAGCAUCAAGAAAACAAAGUGGAGAGAAAAUCUGCCCUUACUUAUUUGCCUCACCAGUGCCUAAAUGUAGAACAGGCUGCCUAGUCUUGCAUGUAGUCAGAAUUUUUGGAGUCUGAAGGAUACCACCUGCGGUAAUUGAGGCCGAAGUUGAAUUCAAGUGGAUUCUGAAACAAACCUGCUUUUCUAGAAGCGAAUUCUUUAAGGAACAAACACAUCAAAGCAAGCUCUGAUCAAUCCCAGGCAUUUUAGUGGUCUUUUUAAUGUUUUCUGCUGUGAAACGUUUCCAAGGUUAUUGAUUUUUUUUUUUUUUUUUUUUAAUUUUAUUUUUGGCCCCUUACACAUUUUGUUUGCCAUUAUGAACCGUCCAGCCCCCGUGGAAAUUAGUUAUGAGAAUAUGCGUUUCCUGAUCACUCACAACCCAACCAAUGCAACCCUCAGCAAGUUCAUAGAGGAGCUGAAGAAGUACGGAGUGACAACCUUGGUGCGAGUUUGUGAUGCCACUUAUGAUCAAGCUCCUAUUGAAAAAGAAGGAAUCCAGGUUCUAGACUGGCCAUUUGAUGAUGGAGCACCACCCCCGAAUCAGAUAGUUGACGACUGGCUAAACCUGUUGAAAACCAAAUUUCGUGAAGAGCCUGGAUGCUGUGUCGCUGUUCACUGUGUUGCAGGGUUGGGAAGGGCUCCUGUACUGGUUGCACUUGCUCUCAUUGAAUGUGGAAUGAAGUACGAAGAUGCAGUUCAGUUUAUAAGGCAGAAAAGGAGGGGAGCUUUCAAUUCCAAACAGCUGCUUUACCUUGAGAAAUACCGACCUAAGAUGCGAUUACGCUUCAAAGAUGCCAACGGUCACUGCUGUGUUCAAUAAAAAAAAAAAAUCUCAGACGAAGGCAGAAGUUAGCAUGGCUGUUUUCUGGACUCUUGGCACCUGGAAAUGUGAAUCUGGAAUCAAACUACGUCAUCAAAUUAGUGGUGGAGUCAGUGCUCCUCAACCUCUGUC